Messenger RNA from Anolis carolinensis (green anole), 3225 nucleotides. RefSeq names its product Holliday junction recognition protein (gene hjurp). The coding region runs from base 66 to 2549 and encodes 827 amino acids. Lineage: Eukaryota; Metazoa; Chordata; Lepidosauria; Squamata; Anolidae. The transcript has 14 exons. Gene Ontology annotation, cellular component: chromosome, centromeric region. The record is from RefSeq and is a predicted model, not a curated record. Gene Ontology annotation, molecular function: histone binding. Gene Ontology annotation, biological process: CENP-A containing chromatin assembly.
AGCGCCGAAUUUGAAUCGGCCGAGGGCGCUGCAUUCUCCUGAAGCUGCAAAGCCGGAAGCGACCAAUGCCGCGGCCCGGGCGGGAGGGCGCGGAGUGGACCAACUCGGCCGGCGGGGGAAGCAGGCGCGGCCCUGCGAUGAACUCCCGGAUAAGUCUGGCCAUGGAUCGCUUGCUGAAGCGCAGCCGAAGGAGGUUCGCGUCCUCCAUGAUCGCCAUCGUGGAAAAGUACAAUGUCCCCUUUGAUGAUGAUAUGAUUGUGACUAUUGGAUCAAUGACUUACUCAACACAUGAUGGGGAAAAGGUUUGGGGUGAAGAGUCAACCUCUGAAAUUAUGGCUCGAUCUUAUAAGAUCACUAUGCAACGUCAACAAAACAUAGAAACACAAAAGCAGCAGACUUCUGAUUUUGAAAACGAGGGUUGUGAAGCUUAUAAGUCAUUUGAAACAGAGCUGUGUGGAGAGAGUCAACUUAAUACAGAUCACAAGAACAAUGUUGAGCUGCCAUCCAUUAAAAGAAACAUGGAGAGCAUAUCUAUCAAGAAGAGUAUUCUUCCCAUGUGCUCUUCUGGGUCACCUGUGAAGAAUAAAUGCAGAGUGAAAAUGGACUUGUUGUUGGAGGAUGGUAUCAGCUCUGCUUCGAAAGUGCUUACGGUUGUAAGAACAAAAACAAUGGAUUGUCAUCAGUGGCGUCCUUUCCAAGGGUUGGAUGAUGUCUCCUUGAGUGGCCAUCCUGAUGUGGUCCUAAGGAAGGAAAUGCUGUCUACAAAUGGACAAUCUGCAUUGCUGGGUCAUCAGCUGUCUAAUCCAGAUGCUUCAAAUUUAAUCAAUAGGACCACGAUCCCUAGAAAUCAGUCCCUUUGGGGGAAUAACGAAAGUGGCUUCAGUAGCUUUUUUGAAAUGUAUGAGUCUGCAGAUGAACAUUGUUCUUGGAAUAACGUCACAUUAGCAGAUUUGUAUCCAAACAUGGUGAAGACACUUAGCAGACUGUGGCAGAAAGCCUCUUUCUUUCCAUUAACUAGAAGUAACAAAUAUGGCUAUUGGCACGCAAAGAAAGGAAAGCUUAAUACUAGCAAAGAGAGAAUAAGGAACAUCAGACGAUUAAAGUUGAAAUCUAGCUUCACAGUAACAGAUGAAGAACACAAGAAACAUCAACUAUCUAUGAGAAAUGUGAGAAGUAACAGUCCUCUUGAUGAUUAUAAGCAUCAAACCGAGUUUUCAGAGAACAAUGCGACUAGAGAGGUGUCUUCCGUAUGCUGUGAUACAAAUAGCAUGGAAAUAGACUCUUCUGGAUUCGUGGAAGGUCAUACGUAUGCUGAAGAUGUGGGACAAAAUGACAUGGAAACUCCAAUUUUUUCUAGAAAUAUUUCUUCAGAAGAAACGUUUCUAGUCAGAAGUCCAAAAUGCACUUCAUUAUCUUUAGACUCUGUAGAACUAAGUCAUCCUUUUGAGGUGUCUUGUGCAAUUGACAGUUCAGAUUCAGGAGGAGUAUUUAAUCUAACAAUAGAAGAUAAACCUGCAGAAAUGAACACAAUUGCAUUCAAGAGUGCCUCGAAUUUAAGCUUGUCCUUUAAUGAUACCGCAAAUUCCAGUUUGCAAAACAACAAUAUUUCUUCAGUAAAAACUUCAAAUACAUUACUGGGGAAUCAUGAGACUAAAACGUUCAAUAAAGCCAUUUCAUUACAGCGGAGUUAUUCGCUAUCAUCGCUUCCUGUUAAUCGAAGUCAGAAAUUUGAAGAUGCAUUUGAAAAAAUGUAUAAGGAACUUUGUUCUCCAAUAUUGCAGAAGUCACUUACGUUUUCAAAUAGGUGUACAAGUCCAGGGAAGUCUGCAAAAUUAUGUACAUCUAGUUUUAAUGGUGUAUCUUCAGAACUGCAUCAGAAAUGUAAUGAUACAUUUGAUAGCAUAUACCAACAAUUGUGUUCUGAAGUGUUUCCCAAAAGUCCUACAUUUCUGAGAGCAGCAAACCUAAAAAGAAAGUAUGAAGGAUUACAUAUGUCUGAAACUGUAAAUGCUCUAGUUAAUUCCCCAGUAAGAACUUCACCAGUAGUUUCCAGAAUUAAAAGAGCAGCAAACUUCUUCAGUGAGGACUCUAAAUGUUCACCCAUAAAAAGAUUUAAAAACCUAUCUGAUAACUCUUAUAGAGUUUGUCAAAAACUGCCUUCCUGGAAACAUAAUCUUCAAAAAGUUGAUACGACUUUCACAGUGUGUACUCCUAAUAUAAACUAUUGGACUUCACAUAUGGAUUCUGGAUUCCCCGUGUCUUUGAAUCACAGUUUUCUGACUGCUCCAAGCACAAAUAGGACAGAAUCCAGGAUAGCAGAUGUAAAUGAAAAUAUUUCCAACUGUUUGCCAAGUUGUGUCUCUCUUGGAGGAUCACAAAACUGUACAAUAGAUGCAUUAAUUAUUUAUGAAAAUGGUGAGAGGAGGAUUUCCAGUUGCUUGAACUGCCAUGAUAAGCAAAUGAGAAGUAAAAAUGCCAAAGAACUUGUAUGUAAAGAUUAUGAAGGAUCAUCUCUGCAAGGGUAUUCAAGGGAACCUCAUAAUUUUUAAGCAAAAGCGUAACUUAAUUGUAUCCUUAGUGCCUUUUCAUGCAAGAAAGGAACAUCGUCCCAAAUGGUCUUUUCAUGACUGGAAACAGAAAACACUCUCCUUAAUCUUGCAACCCACUAACUCCUCUUACAGAAGAUGCAAGAAGAGCAGAUGUUAAAAGCAUGCAGAGGCUACAAAAGGAAGAGGGGUCUCCGAGUACUUUGUUUCAUGAGGAAUGAAUCCAAUCCUUUAUAUUUAUUUGUUGUUGAAGGCCAUUUAAGAAAAGAAUAACCUCCCAGCAGUUAACUAGAGACCACAUCUAUAGCAUUGGGACAAUCCUAUUUUUUGCUUCAAGAGCCCAUGAGCCAUUUGGCUUUUUAAGAGAACGUGAUGUUCCUCCUUGAAAGCUUCUCAAAUUUAAGUGUUCUUUAAUGAGAACAGAUCUUUUUGUACAUCGCUUGUACAUACCUUCAGCUAUUUUGCUUGGCUAAUCAAGAUGUAUUCUUAAUCCAUAAUAUUAUGUAACAGCCUUUUAUAUGAGCACCAGCUUUAGAUACAGAGCAUUAUUCUAUUUCUGAAAGUACUUUAUUUGAAAAUAAUUCUAUAUUUCAAAUUUAAUUUUUAACAUGUUGGAGUGCACAUUUGACAGUUGUAUAUCUUUAUUGCCUAAUAAAUCUUUAUAUAUGGUUGUAUUAUA